UGCUCGGCUCUUCAUGAUGGCGGACUCUGCCCCAUUACCCGCUCUUCAGAGGAAUGCGGCCGGUGACCGGAGGAGGAUGCGGAGGAUCAUCACGGAGGACUACAGCUGGUCCCUGGCCACCGUCCCCCCGCUCAGCGGCCUCUGCCUGCGGCACAUCGUCCGCAACUUCCAGGACCACCCGAUCCUGGAGAAGCUGCUUCCCCAGCACAGGGCCAAGGUCCUGGACAGCCUGUCCACCGCGCUGCCCCUGCCCGUGACCGCCAACCUGAUCAGCCAUGAGGAUUACUGGAGGCGCUGCUGCGCCGAGCGCUGGCCGACCUGCGACAUCUCCCACUACGGCCUGAGCUGGAAGAGACUGUUCUUUGAGAGACACCUGCAGAACCUGGUGGAACUCUUCAUCCCGGACCUGACGGACACCGGACCCAUCUGUGACGCGGCAGAACUCAGCAAGAACUACAUCCGGCGCCUGGAGAUCCAGCAGCUGCUGCCGCCGGUGAGGGUGGAGGUCAGGGGGGAGGACGAGGCUGAUGACCUCUCUGACUCGGGCAGCGAUGCCGCUGGGGACCUGCCGUCCAUGGACCACUUCGACCUGAGCCUUAUUGCCGAUUCCCUGCGUGACCUGGAGGAGCUGCGCCUGGUCUACGGGGUCAGAGGUUGCGGCAUGAACUUUGAGUGGAACCUUUUCAGGUUCACCGAUCGGGAUUGUGCGUCGCUCGCCAACACCCUCCGGACAUUCGAGAAGCUGAAGGUCUUCAGGCUCCACCGGAGUAAGGUUGAUGACGACAAGGUCCGUGUUCUGAUAAGAAGUCUUCUCGACCACCCGUCCCUGGUUCACCUCGACCUCUCCCACAACCAGAUCUCCGACCAAGGUGCCCGUGCCGUUGGGAAGCUGCUCAACCGAAGCCAACUCCAGAUCCUGGACCUGUGCAACAACAACAUCCGGGCACAGGGGGCACAAGCCAUCGCUCAUGCCCUCGCCACAAACGGCACCCUCCAGAUCCUGAAUCUACGCCUUAACCACAUAGGGGACGAGGGUGGUCGGGCUGUGUGCAACGCUCUGCUACAGAACACCAGCCUGCAGCGGCUUCACAUAGGGAGCAAUGAGCUGUCUGAACCCACAGCCACCGCCCUCGCACAGGUCCUCUCUCAGAACGCAACCCUAAGGAGCACCAACAUCUCCAGCAACCGCAUCGGCCAGGAUGGCGGGAAGCAGCUUCUGGAAGGGAUGUCUGAGAACAGGACGAUGUUGGAGUUUGAUCUUCGUCUGACCGAUGUGGGGCAGGAGAACGAGUUCUACAUAAAUCAGAUUCUGCGUGCUAAUCAGGAGCGGGCCUGGGCCCAGCGGAAGCAGCUGUCCACGUCAGGGCUGGAUCGGUAAGCUGGAGAUCCUGGACCCUGGAUCCCGAUCAUCACCCUCCCCAUCCGUGUCUGUACAAUAAAUGCUGUUGUCAUACAUUGUUUACCUGACCGUGUGGUCCGCACCUAGCCGGGACUGGGAGCACUGGGGGAGACACGGGCACAUGGGUGUCAGCCUCCAGCCCAUGUUUACUUCAUGGGUGUCAUGGCCAACCCAUCACAGGACAUAAGAAAACAAGGGAUGUCUAUAUUU
Bufo bufo (common toad) is the source of this 1609-nucleotide messenger RNA. It is a transcript of the gene TCTE1, whose product is annotated as t-complex-associated-testis-expressed 1. Gene Ontology annotation, cellular component: sperm flagellum. Gene Ontology annotation, molecular function: protein binding. Gene Ontology annotation, biological process: flagellated sperm motility. The record is from RefSeq and is a predicted model, not a curated record. The transcript is spliced from 4 exons. Lineage: Eukaryota; Metazoa; Chordata; Amphibia; Anura; Bufonidae. Bases 14 to 1378 code for a protein of 454 amino acids.